Molecule: messenger RNA, 4299 nt
Organism: Sarcophilus harrisii (Tasmanian devil)
Lineage: Eukaryota; Metazoa; Chordata; Mammalia; Dasyuromorphia; Dasyuridae
Product: protein FRA10AC1
Exons: 14
Coding region: 144-1127 (327 amino acids)
Biological process (GO): dephosphorylation
Molecular function (GO): phosphatase activity
Source: RefSeq, a predicted model, not a curated record
GUUUUGUUGCGGGAGCCGGGCCGGCGCUUUUCCCUAGUGACACCAGUGGAGGAGAAGAUAAGCGGAAGAAGCCCUCGAGAUCCGGGGUCCGCAAGAGUGCGAGCGGAGGGGGCGAUUCCCGUGAGGCUCUGCGGCUGCCGACCAUGGAACCGGCCCAGCAGCGGCUCUCUCAGGCGAUACAUGACCAUGGAAGCUAUGACUCUGAUUUUAGUGAUGAUGAAAACUAUGGAGAACCUAAGAAAAGAAAAAGAACAAUUAAUGAAGACUCAUUGCUCAAAAAGCCAUUUCAGAAGGAAAAAUAUACAAAAGUGGCUCAUAGGCAUGUCGCAGCAGAAGAGCUGGAUCGGGAAGAAGCAAGAAAUAGGAGAUUUCAUCUAAUAGCUAUGAAUGCUUAUGAAAGACAUAAGAAACUGGUGAAUGACUAUAUUUUAUAUUAUGGUGGUAAAAAAGAAGAUUUCAGGCGUUCAGGGGAAAAUGACAAGACAGACUUGGAUGUUAUAAGAGAAAAUCAUAGAUUCCUCUGGAAUGAAGAAGAUGAAAUAGACAUGACUUGGGAGAAGAGACUUGCAAAGAAGUACUAUGAUAAAUUAUUCAAAGAAUACUGCAUAGCGGAUCUUAGUAGAUACAAAGAUAACAAGUUUGGAUUUCGAUGGCGAGUAGAAAAAGAAGUAGUUUCAGGAAAAGGUCAGUUUUUCUGUGGAAAUAAACGAUGUGAUGAAAAGGAAGGAUUAAAGAGUUGGGAAGUGAAUUUUGGCUACAUUGAGCAUGGUGAAAAGAGAAAUGCGCUUGUGAAAUUAAGACUAUGCCAAGAAUGUUCCUUCCAAUUAAAUUUUCAUCACAGAAGAAAAGAAGUCAAACCAAAAAAGACAAGGGAUAAAACUGAAGGAGAUUGUGAAGACUCAUCACAUAAAAAAUCCAAAUUAUCUUCUUCAAAAAUGCAGACUUCCAAGAAAAAGAAGAGAAAAGAUCAUUCACCCUCAGAAAAAUCAGAAGGAUCAGAUAAUGAAAACUGUGAGGAGGAAGAAGGUACUUCAGAAGCAGAAUUGUGGAAAGGUCCCUUGCAGGAAACAGAUGAAAAAUCACAGGAAGAAGAGUUUGAUGAAUAUUUUCAAGAUUUAUUUCUGUGAAACAUCAAGGAUAGAGCCUUUAUUUCUUAAUGUGAAAAUCUUUCUUGAACCUUUUUUAAAUUAGAUUUCUAUGUUUUCUCUACCAAGUCAAAAUUUGAGUAGUUUCUCUUUAGAAAUAACUAAUCAUCCAGCUACAUCUGAUAGUAAUGUACUUUAUAUAGCACAUGAACUCUUACAGAGUGCAGUUCUGCAUAACUUGUAGAGCUAAUUAUUUCUGUAGAGGCUUAAUUCACUUGGCCACAGAGUCAGUUUUAUCACUGGUAAAAUUUGGACAAUUUUCAAGAUGAGAUGUGAUUUAUUUCAUCUUUGCAUGAAAUAAAUUUUUUUUGCAGAAAAAUAUGGGUUCACGUUACAUACUGGCCUUCUGAUAGGGACAAAUCAUUUAAUCUCUCAGCACCCCUACAUAAAUUUCUUAAGACUCAUGUUACGAGCAGAUAGAAAUCCGAAUUAGUAGAGGGUUUCCCUAUACUAAUAAAAUCACAUAUCUAGAAUUUACUGUAUUAGGAGACUCUGUAUUAUGAAACUAUGGGGAAGGCCUAUACUAAGUGUUUUUGCUGGUUUGGUUUAUUGCCGACAAAAAUAUCUUAUUACAAAAAUACUUCCUUUUAUUUCUCUUUCCAUGAAAUAGUCAUUUUCUAUAAAAGCUGAUUUUAUUCUGUUUAUGGGGAAGAAGAAAAGAGAGGGAAGCAAUUACUUUUAGUCCUUCUUUUCAUUCCUACUUAAGUUCCCAAACCAUUUACUUCAAUAAAAUGUAGCACAAAAAAUUUUACAAGCUUGGAGGUGGGGUGAAGAAAUUUGAAUGGUUCUCUUCACUUAGUAAUUUAUUUUGGAGAAUCAGAAUCUAUACCAAAACAAUAUUAAUUCAUGUUACAUAAUUCUGGUGUAUUUACCAAGUAUUUUGUCACAAAAUCCCAUUGAUGAAUGUUAGUACAACAUGGUUCUACUAUAACUACUAAAAUAUUAUAUAUGCAUAUAUAUUUUACCAAUUCAGACUGGUUUUCUCCUGUUGUAGUUACUCCAAAUUAUAAAAGUUUUAUUGAAGCAAAAUUAGGAAGUAAGUCAAGUCUGUCUUCUCCACACCCCACCUUAUUUCAUUUUUCAUGAUUCAUACCCUCAUAAUUUUGGCAUCCUCUUUUAGGCAACUACUUUUAUCCAGUCAGAGGACAGGUCUAGCAAUCUCCCACUUUAGGCUUACCUUUUCUUGCCUGACAUUCUCACUGUGUCUUUCCAAACUAGUACUAAGUGGAAUUUGUUGCAAUAGAAUUUAGUUUAUAAAAGUCAUAGGACACUGAGAUCCUAUGUACAAAAUUAUUGCAGUUAUAUAUUUCAAACAUUAGCUAUAGUCUUGGCCUCCAAGUGCUUUCCAAAGUUCUUGCCUCUGAGAAGACCAUUUAUAUAUACUGAGAGAAUUUAACUAAAUAAGUUAUAUAUAGACACAUUUUUGGAUAUAGUAAUACAAACAACCUGUAAAAAAAGAGUAAGUUAGUAAAUAAUUUAUGGAUAGUAAUGGGGAUAUAGGUUAGAAGUAAUCACAGAAUUCAAAUAGUUUUAUUGAAAUGUAUAUUGAUACAUUAACUUUUAAAGAUAAUUUUAUAGAGUUGAGUAGUUAUUAUGAUAUUAAACCAUGAAAUAUGUAAUAGAAUCUUUUUUUAAGGGUCACUAUAGACAUUUAUUUAAUCAUCAAGAUACUAUGGAAGAGAAUAACAUGGAUUAUGCAAUUUGUUCUAUGCCAUUCAGAAGAAGUAAAUAAUCCAUUCUUGGGUUAAUUACUAUAGCAUGUGGUCUAUGUUAUAUUAAAUGAAUUCUCUAUUUAAAUUACUAAUGAACAUAAUGAUAAAUAUAAUGAUAAAAAUGUGUUUUUUGAGAAUGGAAAGGAUGUGACAGAUUUGUUAAAUAACAGGAAUAAGCUAUAAAUAGUUGAAUAUAUACAAUAAAAAUAUUUUCAUAAGAUUAUUUUCAUUCCUUGUAUCUUCAGUACUGAAAAAGAGAACACAAUUCCUAUAGUAACUAAUUGAAAAGCAUAACGGAAAAGAUGAUUUUUAAUAAAUUGUGUGUCAUAGAUAUAGUUUUUAAAUGAAAAAUAUUUAGAUUUGGAAAUAAAUUUAAUGUUAAUUGGAUAAGAAGGUGGAGCCAAAGUGGCAGAGUAGGAAGAAGCAAUACUGAGUUCCCAUUCACAAAACUACUUAGAAUAGAUCUAGAAAAUACACCAAAUUGAAUCCUGAGAAGGAAAUUCCAAAAAAGGUAGCCCUUGAGUCCAUCACAGGAAGAAAGACAAGUCUAUGGAUACAGUGGAUGGAUCAGUCAAAGAACUCAAAAUGCAAGGAACUACAGCACUCAGAAAGAGGCUGUAUACCAUGGCAAGAAGAAAUCCAAGACCCAUUAUCCAUAUACUCCCAGAUCCAAAUUAAGACAUUAAAAUGGAGACAGUGCCAACUGACACAUUUGUCACCUACAAGCAAAUCUGGGUCAUAGAUCCCUGCUCUGAGAGGGCAUUCUUUGAUGAAUAGGCCCUGGGUGGUUUGUUGAGAAAGGAGAAUAUUUAGAAAGGAGCAGCAGCUAUAUAGCUCAGUCCAUAGGAUACAGCAGGAUCUCAGGCCUGCAUCUAACCCAGCCUUCAGAGAUAUAAUUAGGGCAAGAAUCCCAGGCCAAUCCAGCAUGCACUUCUACCACUUUGAACUAGCAGAACUUCUAAUUAAUGAGUCUGAGUCUUUCAUUCUACUGUUAUUCGGGAAUUAAAACUCAGGCCAAGGAAGUAGCAGACUUUGUCCUGAAUCAGAGCAUCUUAGGAACAUUGAAAGCUUGCAAUUUCCCAGCAUGUCCCUUAGGUUCUGGAAUAACACAACCCUGCCAAAAACAAACAAACAAACAAACAAAUAUCAAAAAGAACAGACCAAACCUCUCCAUAAGUGCUACAAAGCCCAGUCUUAACACCAAAUCUAAAGUCAGAAAGUAGGCUGGAAGAAUAGGCAAACAAACAAACAAAAGAAUCCCACCAUAAAAACUUAUUGUGGUGGUAGGGAUGCUUAAGACUCAAAUGCAGAAAACUCCAAAACAUCUACAAUCCAAGCUUCAAAGAAAACAACUUGAGUACAAACUUAACUAAAAUUAAGAAACAUUUGGAAAAGGAAUUUUUUUUUUAAAUAAUUAUAACUUUUUAUUGACAGAACCCAUG